AUGAGCAAUGGCAACUCGAACGGUGGACGCCUAGAGCAGCAAUUCGCUAAUUUAGGCAUCAGUAAUCAAGGUUCGGGGAGACCUACCGCUGGCCGUUACGUUCCUCCCCACUUGAGAGGGCAUCCUUCCCCUCUUCAACCUCGUCGUGGUAAUGGCUGGCAUCAAAGAAAUGAAAGUGCUGCCGCCGCUGUAGAUUGGAAUAAUCGCAGAACAUCCUUCCCUCGAGCUGACACUUGGGGUGGAAGUCGUAGUGAAAUGAGCUAUUCCUCACCUCAACGUUCGGGUGGUGGCGGGUGGAAUGAUCGAGCCUCUUCACAAAGUGACCGUUGGAAUGCCGGAUAUCGCCAAAAUUUUUCUGGUGGUCGUGGUGGAUAUGGUCGUGGAAGUUUUCAAGAAGACUUUAGUAACAAUUCUCGACGUGAUGAUGGGUAUGGCUCUUGGCGUGAUGGUACCCAUAUUAUUGCCCAAAGAAAUCAACGUAUAGAACGUGAUCUUUUUGGUGCUCCUGAUGAUCCAGAACGUCAGCAUACUGGUAUAAACUUUGAAAAAUAUGAUGAUAUCCCUGUUGAGGCCAGUGGCAACAAUGUUCCCCAAUGUGUUUCACAGUUUUCGAGUCCGCCUCUGGAUACUCAUCUUCUUAUUAAUAUCGAACUGGCUCAUUAUACGACUCCAACUCCUGUACAAAAAUACUCGAUUCCGAUUGUAUCUGCCGGUCGAGACUUGAUGGCAUGCGCACAAACCGGUUCAGGAAAGACUGGUGGAUUUUUAUUCCCCAUUUUGUCUGAACUAUUCAAAAAGGGUCCAUCCCCUCCGCCACAGGAACAACCAGGCUAUAGUCGCGGAAUGUCACGCAGUCGUAAAGCUUAUCCGGCAGGUUUGAUUCUUGCACCAACUCGUGAAUUAGCGUCUCAAAUUUACGAAGAAGCACGUAAAUUUGCAUAUCGAUCAUGGGUACGACCUUGUGUUGUGUAUGGUGGUGCUGAUAUUUCGGGACAACUACGACAAAUUGACCGUGGUUGUGAUCUGCUGACUGCAACUCCUGGUCGACUUGUCGAUUUAAUUGAACGUGGUCGUGUAAGCUUAUCUCAGACUAGAUAUUUGGUACUUGACGAGGCUGAUCGUAUGUUGGAUAUGGGUUUUGAACCUCAAAUUCGUCGUAUUGUUGAACAAGAAGAUAUGCCUGAUGUGAAAUCACGCCAAACACUUAUGUUCAGUGCCACAUUCCCUCGUGAUAUACAAAUUCUGGCACGUGAUUUCUUGGAAGAUUACGUAUUUCUGAGCGUUGGUCGAGUUGGUAGUACGAGCGAGAAUAUCACUCAAAAGAUCGAAUAUGUAGAAGAUGAAGACAAGAGAUCAGUACUGUUAGAUAUUCUUCAUUCACAGCCAGAGACUGAGCGUGGCCUAACUUUAAUUUUUGUGGAAACAAAACGAAUGGCAGACAUGUUAUCAGAUUUUCUAAUAAAUUCAAAUUUCCCAGCAACUUCUAUUCACGGUGACCGUUCACAACGAGAACGAGAACGUGCGCUUGAAUCGUUCCGCACGGGUCGUACACCGAUUAUGGUUGCGACAGCCGUGGCUGCACGUGGUUUAGAUAUCCCUAAUGUUACUCAUGUUAUAAAUUAUGACUUACCAACUGAUAUUGAUGAUUAUGUUCAUCGUAUCGGUCGUACUGGUCGUGCUGGUAAUGUUGGUAUAUCAACGGCGUUCUUUAAUCGUGGUAACAAAGGAAUAGUGAGAGAAUUAAUUGACUUGUUGAAAGAAGCGAAUCAAGAAAUUCCCCAAUGGCUGGAAACUGUGGCGAGAGAAACUUCUGGGUUUGGAGGCGGACGUGGUAGAGGUGGUGGCGGUAGUCGCGGAAGAGGUCAAAAUCGCGAUUAUCGAAAAUUUGGAGGCAAUAAUAAUGAUCGAGGAAAUUAUGGCGGAGGAAAUGAGUGA
This is a messenger RNA of Ambispora leptoticha, 1935 nucleotides long. Lineage: Eukaryota; Fungi; Glomeromycota; Glomeromycetes; Archaeosporales; Ambisporaceae. The record is from the annotation of a GenBank genome assembly.